GCCCCGGCCACCGCUGGAGCGGCAGCGCGCCCCUCGCCGUGCCGGCCGUGGGCGGGGCGGCGGCUGAGCCCGGCAGCAGGAGCGGCUCUGCGGCACCCCGGGCGGGCGUGGGUGCGCCCGCGCCGCCGCGUUUGGGAAUUUACACAGAAGAGUGAUUUAAAAGUAGCUGAAUUUCUAGGAUUCAUUCUACUUAGGAAGAUGGCAUUUGUUUCAGAGAGCCCUGCAUUGCAGACAGUGAACAGUGGAUCCUACGUGUACUUUUGGAAAAAGGCUCACUGGAGGCUGGAAACCCCUCGCUGAAGCUGAGAACCAGGAAAAGAACAGUCAUUUGAAAUCUGAGUAGGCAACAAGCUGAAACAUGCGAUAGAGUGCACAUUCUAGAAGUGAUAAUAUUGAAAUGCAGAUUGGGCUCCUGGUUGGAGCUCCAGACAAGAGGCCAUGAAUUCCCAGCCUUUUGGAUAACAAAGGACAUGAAGACAGGUAACCGCAGCCCGGUGAACGGACAAUUGAGAGUAACAGCCGGUGACUGCCGACCUUUCGGAUAAGGCGACGCCAGUGCGAUGGAUGAACACGGAGCGGGGAGGCAGGAGAAGACGAGCAUGAAGAGCGGGACUGACGCCCUGGGGGAGACUCUGAGGGUAUAAAACCCCGGGGGUUCUUGGGCUUGAGGGGUUUGGACGUCUCUGGGUGCGCGCUGCUCUCCGCUGCCCACGCUGCGGAGCUAUAGCGUGUGGCUGCUGUAACGGGAAAAGGCGGCAGCGAGUCAGGGGCAAAGCUGGGGCUCAGGCCUUUGCGAACCGCCCGCUUGCCUCGGAGCCCCGGUCCCUCGUAAGCUCAGGGGCGCGGGGCAGAGCGCAGGCGGCGGAGGCCGCUCCUUGUGCCGGGCAGCGCGGCUCCCCGCGGCCGGAGCCGCCCUGCUCCCUGCGCGGCUCUCCCGCCCUUGCUUCCCUUUCAGUUUCGUUUUCGUUCUAACGCGGGCUGGCGCAGCGGGAAACGAAACUGGGCGGGGUCUGCGCAGCGCGCCGAGUCGGGUCGGGCCGGCUGCUGGAGCGUCCGCGGGUCCCGGAGCGUCGGCCGCGGCUCGGAGCAUCUAUUGAAGAUUGUGUCAAAAUGGAUCGUGAGUAUAUGAAGAAUAUCAACCAUUACUGUCAAGUGCGUAAACUGAGAGUGGAGUAUGACACCAUCAAUGUAACGGGCCCAGAUCAUGAUCCUGAGUUCACAGUUGUUGUCAAAAUAAGUGGUGAGGAAUAUGGUAGAGGCACUGGUAAAAGUAAAAAAGAAGCAAAAGCAGUAGCAGCAAAAGAAACAUGGGAAAUGAUUGAGAAACAGCUUAAGAGUCCCUCAAAUACGGCAGCUGCAGAGUUAACGACAACUCAAACAACCUCAACAACCUCAUCGCCUGCAACAGACAAUUAUAUCUGCCUAUUAAAUAGCUUUUCACAAAAGACAGGUUACAUAGUUGAUUAUCCUAACAGAACUUUUACUGGAGAUCCCCACGCUCCCACGUAUUCUAUUAGCUGUACUAUUAGUGGUUAUUUUUAUGGAAGGGGCACUGGACCUACCCUAGCUGCUGCAAAACAAGCUGCUGCAAAACAAGCAUAUGAGAAGAUGGAAACUGAAAGAGCUAAUGGCAGCUGUAGAUUUAGCAAAACCAGAAAUUCCUCUCAAGUGCCAGCUGAGUCUGACUCAGAUAAAAACAGCAUUUGCUUUGCUGACUCAUCUGCAAAGUUGGUAGAAAAAAUGGAAGACAUGGCAAUAUGUGAAAAGCCUUCACUUUCUCAGAGAAAUGCACAAAGUUCUGUUCGGAAGGCCAAAAGAAAGUUGGCACCUAAUUUUGCUAUUGUUAGAAACAAGGAAGAAGAAAACAAUACUUCAGAUUCAAAUGAAAGUUUGCCACAUGUUGGCACAAAUACCGGAGAAGAGAAUGGGAGUCCACACACUGUCAAUAAAACAUUUCUCGACCUUUUUGAAGAAAUAAAGCCCAUUGGUGAAGGUGGUUUUGGGAAUGUUUUCAAGGCAACAUCGAAGUGUGAUAGGAAAACCUAUGCAAUCAAACGAGUUGAAUUCACAGAGAAAGUAGACCGCGAAGCACGAGGACUGGCAAGACUUUCACAUGAGAACAUAGUGCGCUAUCAUAGCAGUUGGAAAGGGGAUGACCAUAUCAAGUACCCAGACUCAAGGCGGUAUUCAGAGAGAAUUCCCUGUCUUUUCAUUCAAAUGGAAUUCUGUGAACAAGGAACAUUGGAAGACUGGAUUGUAAAAACUUGCACACACCGAAAGUAUCAUGAAAUGGCACAAAACAAUUUUUUACAAAUAGUGAAAGGAGUGGAAUAUAUUCAUUCUGAAGAGUUAAUUCAUCGAGACCUCAAGCCUCAGAAUAUAUUCAUAUCACAUAAUAAUAAAAUAAAAAUAGGUGACUUCGGUCUUGUGACUUCUAUGGCAUUUGAGACUCUGACUGAGAACAGAGGAACAAAAUCGUAUAUGGCACCAGAACAGACUGGUGCCAGAUAUGGAAAGGAAGUAGAUAUUUAUGCAUUGGGAUUAAUUUGGUUUGAAAUUCUUUCGGCAAUCACCGGUCAUGAAAGAAGUAAGGUAUGGUCUUCUGCUAGAGAAGGUGAGCUUCCACAGUACUUCAUCAACCAAUUUCCAACAGAGGCAUCCAUAAUCAAAAAGAUGCUUUCAACACACCCUUCAGGAAGAAUCACUAUAUCUCAUUUACUUGACCUUCUUAAAUCUGUUGAUAAAGAGAAGGCACUUAGAAAUUAUUCCUGUUGACUGUCCUUUCACAAUGUGUUUAAAUCCAGAGUUUGAU
Motacilla alba alba is the source of this 2812-nucleotide messenger RNA. It is a transcript of the gene EIF2AK2, whose product is annotated as eukaryotic translation initiation factor 2 alpha kinase 2. Gene Ontology annotation, biological process: protein phosphorylation. Lineage: Eukaryota; Metazoa; Chordata; Aves; Passeriformes; Motacillidae. Bases 1111 to 2775 code for a protein of 554 amino acids. Gene Ontology annotation, molecular function: protein kinase activity; ATP binding. The transcript has 19 exons. The record is from RefSeq and is a predicted model, not a curated record.